Hermetia illucens (black soldier fly) is the source of this 4699-nucleotide messenger RNA. It is a transcript of the gene Pex23, whose product is annotated as tectonin beta-propeller repeat-containing protein. Lineage: Eukaryota; Metazoa; Arthropoda; Insecta; Diptera; Stratiomyidae. The coding region runs from base 339 to 4334 and encodes 1331 amino acids. The transcript has 8 exons. The record is from RefSeq and is a predicted model, not a curated record. Gene Ontology annotation, cellular component: membrane. Gene Ontology annotation, molecular function: carbohydrate binding.
GCCACUCGCCCAAUUCGACUUGUCAUCGACUCCGCUUUCUUCCCCAAACAAAAUUUUCAGGUGUCGCAUCGUGGAACGGAUUAAAAAUAAAUUUCUCCUCACCUCCCGGCCGGUAGGUGGUAAAAUGUUAUAAAUCUAAAUUUGCAGACAGUUCGCCGUCGAAAAACCAUCGGAACGUCCCGCUCGGAAAUGAUUCAGAAGACAAAAGCGUGAAAACAAAGUGAACAUCUCCCAUCGUCGCUGGCCCACCGUCUCCAUCGCAUCGCCCUCGGUGACAACAAUAGGAAAGAGCAUGCAAUUUUCUUUACCGUUCGAUGUUUUGCUGAUAUUCAAGAAACAUGCAGUCACUCAGGCAAUCUCAAACAUCACUUUGGCCCCAGCGUAGGAUGCCCAGCACACUUCUUUUCGCAAUCAAUAACGAGGGUCGUAUCUAUGCUCUGUCAACAGGCUCGUCAGCAUGGCGAGAGUUUCUUUAUCUUGGAUUAGAAUUCAAGAAAGUAUGUGCCGUCCCGCAUUUCAUGUGGGCCAUAGGUGGCGAUCGUCAAGUUUACGUACAUGUACAUGGUCUCGAUAUACCGAUUCGAGUUAAGGAGGUGUCAUAUGAGAACGAACGAUGGCUACCCAUUGAAGGAUUCAGUCACAGGCUAUUGCCAACGGACCGGUAUCAUUUUUCCUCGGCAGAUGGUAGCAUAGAUAGAAAUAUUGAUCGUAUCCGUCUACCAUCAAUGGCAUGGCAGUGGGAAGGUGAUUGGCAUUUGGAGUGUGAUUUGGAUGGUCAACCAUUGGAUCAUGAUGGUUGGGCGUACGCUAUAGAUUUUCCAGCCACAUAUCAGGCGAAAAAAUCAUGGAAUUCGUAUGUUAGGAGGCGGAAGUGGGUUCGCUUCAGACGGUAUAGUGCUUUAAACUCAUGGUGUGCCAUUGCUCCACUUCACAAGGAUCCCACCCAAGAGCCAUUCAUCGAUGUUGCCAUAGGGGGAACAAAUGUCCCCAGUGCAGAUACGGGUACACUUUUAGUUUGGGCUGUGACCGCCCAUGGUCGGGUAAUGUUUCGCUCAGGUGCAACGACGACGGCACCGGAGGGUCUUCGAUGGACCGCAAUCACCACACCUUCAGGCUGUGAAGUAGCACAAAUUAGUGUGGGAUCGACUGGACUAGUGUGGGCCGUUCUGUAUAACGGUCGAGCUAUAGUUCGCUCCGGCGUUACAAAAAAUUCUCUUACUGGAGAAUCGUGGCUUGAAGUAAAGCCGCCCGGGACUGGUUUGAAAAUAACUCAAGUAUCUGUGGGAACCGAUUCGGUUUGGUGUGUUACAAAUGAUAAUCACGUUUGGUUCCGACGCGGAGUGAAAGGUGAAGCGGCAGGAAUUAGUGAAGAUGCAGCGAUAGGUAGUGGCUGGGUGGAAAUGGUUGGAAAUAUUUCAAUGGUAUCGGUGGCAGCGAAUGAUCAAGUAUUUGCUGUUGGGUCUGAGGACAGGGCGCUUUAUUUUCGAUCGGGAGUAUCCUCUUCUGAUCCCACAGGCAAAAAAUGGAGACUGAUACAAUGUCCAAUGCAACUAAGUCGAACUUCAAGUACGGCAAGUUUAAUGUCCCGAAAGAGUGGCAGCUCUUCUCCCGGCUCAAAACAUCGUAGUCUUAGUAGUUUAUUCAAGGAAAAAGCUCACGUAGAAACAUCGGCUAUUAUAGAGAAUAUCGAAGAAACAUCGCGUAGUGCGCCAACAGACAAUCAGCGUCACAAACCAGAGCUUUGGCAAAAACCAGCGAAUUCUCCCCCGAAUGUAGGCAGCUAUAAUGGUAAUCGGAGGAGCAUGCAAGUAACUACCGAGCAAGCGUCCUCGAGCGCUCCGGCCAGUGACGUUCAAGAAAUUUCAGGCAAGCCUUUUGAGACGCAAUUGAAAAAUCCUCGAGCUUGGUCUCCGGUUCGCAGCGUUGGUUCCAUUGUGGGAACUGAAGCUCACCCUGAAACGGACUCCGUUGUAUUCAAUGCUGAUGUUUCCCGCGAUGCUGGGGUUUUUGGAGACGAUGAUGAUCAUGGAGGGUCUCAAUAUUGGGCCGAGUGUGAUGUGAUUUGGACAUGUUGUUCUGCUGGAGCGGUCUCCGUCGAUCCUUCUCAAUUGCCAACUUGGUUUAAUGAUAACUAUGGAAACUCAGAUCAAGCUGAAUUGUCACAGGAAUGGAGGCUACAUAAUCUUGAUCAACUCAAGAGACGGUCGGAAGCAUGGAAGGAUUUGGACUUAGAGAAGUAUGAGAAAGCCGUCGAAAUGUCGUCAUGGGUGAAAAGUGGUGAAGCACGCGCACAAAAACCAGGAGGAAUAUUCGAAGAUUGUCUAAUAGAGUUGGAGUGGGUUAGUUCGGCUGGAAAUGGACUUGAUUCCGGCACGCUCACCGUACUCAAUCCCGACGGUGUGACAACGAAAAUGCAAUUUUCUUUGUCAGAAAUAACUUGUGUUCAGUGCUGUAGUGAGCCCGGGAAUCCCCGCAUUGCUUUGCAUGCUCCGCGACUUCCAGCAGGAUCUUCACCAUUGAAAUUACAGUUUUCUGGUGACACAGAAAUGGAGGACUGGCUGUCUUAUUUGACAUCGGUUUGUUGUCAGAUCAAUGAAGUGCAUGGACGGCCAAACAAUAAUUCCAUUUGGAUAACAAGUAAUUUGGGAGAUGUUUUCGUAUUCGAUCCUGGCAAUUUGAAAGCGUCGCAAUGGAAUGCUGAGAAGGAAUGCUAUCAGCUAGAAUCUGACUUAACAGCUAGGGAGACUCCAUAUUACAACACUUUAUACAACGGAAUGGCUCCGGGAACUGAACUCAUUAUUACCGGGUGCGUGUAUGACGAUGGCGAUCAAAUUCGAUUUGACUUGCAGUGCCACCCCAAUAUAAAAGUGCGUCACAAAGUAGAGAAAUUACGUAUGAUUGCAAUGCAUUUGAAUCCUAGAUUUAAUGAGAAGGUAACAUGCUUGAAUUCCAUGGAGAAUUCUGAAUGGCAGAUGGAGUUGAGAAAUCCUAAAAUGGUAUUUGCCCCGGGGGCUGAAUUCAAACUCGUCAUAGUUUCAACAGCUUCAGGAUAUCAGAUCACCGUAAACGAUGCUCCAUAUUGCGAAUUCCAACACCGAAUUGAUCCUGAAUCUGUGACCUCCUUGUACGUUAGUGGACGCGUGAAACUCUUCGCGAUCACGUAUCAAAGCCCUUCUGUCAUCACUCCUCUGACUGACAUUUUCUGGCGGCAGAUUGGUGGUCAUAUUCGACGAGUCAGGACAUGCCAAGCGGGUGUAACGUGGGGCAUAAGUUGUGAUAAUACUGCUUGGGUUUAUACUGGAGGCUGGGGUGGGCAAUUCCUCAAGGGACUUGAAGCAAGCACCGGAAAGAUUCAUCCAAUGACUGAUACUCAUAACUACUAUAUUUACGAAAAUCAGCGCUGGAAUCCGCUAAGUGGAUACACAUCUACUGGACUUCCAACAGAUCGUCACAUGUGGAGUGACGUAACAGGAAAGCACAAAAGGAGCAAGGAGCACACAAAACUACUAUCCAUGCACUGGCAAUGGGUAUCGGAUUGGUUGGUAGAUUUUCAUGCACCAGGUGGAGUGGACAGGGAUGGCUGGCAAUAUGCCGUCGAUUUUCCCGCUUCUUACCACGGAGUCAAGCAAUUCACAGAUUAUGUUCGACGAAGACGGUGGUAUAGGAAAUGUCGCCUCACGACGAGUGGGCCCUGGCAGGAGUUAGGAAAUACGAAGAUACUAGACGUAUCGUUGCAACCAGAAGACGAUACCGUUGACGGGCCGGUCACGGUUUGGGCUAUUGCGGUCAACGGAGAUGUUUUAUUACGAAAAGGUGUUUCUCAAUCCAAUCCCAGUGGCUAUUCAUGGGAGCAUGUGCCAAGCGAGCAACCGCUCAUUUCCAUUAGCUGCGGACCGAAUGGAAAAGUUUGGGCGAUUGGUAAAAAUGGAUCAGCAUUCUUCCGAUUUGGUAUUAGUGUUGAGAAACCUCAAGGUGAAGCUUGGCAGCCAGUCGAAAGCCCGUCCGGAGUAGCAUUUAAGCAAAUAUCUGUUGGGCUGCAAGGAAUUUGGGCUUUGGACUCAACUGGUCGUCUGGCAGUGCGCAAGGAGCUUACGAAGACUUUCCCAGAAGGUACGCAUUGGCAGAUUCUACCCAAUGUUCCCAAUCAUCCGCCACAUUCGGAAGGCAGUGUUGGAUUCAAGAGUAUUUCGGUGGGAACAGAAGUGUGGGCAACGUCUUUGAGUGGAUUUGUUUGUAAGCGAUGCGGUAUAACAAAGGAUAAUCCGGCUGGAACAGGGUGGCAUCUAGGAAUACCGGGUCAAUGGCAGUUCGUGUCUGUUACCGGCUAUGAGUGAACCAAAGCUCGGAUAUCGUCUGUUUCGACGUUACCCUUUUUUAUUUAUACAUACAAGACAUGAUAUUUGGAAAGACUCUAUUUCUAUUAUAUACAUAAGUAAAAGCUUUUAAGACAUGGGCACAUUUUUUAUAAAAAUAUUUCUGUGUUUACAUAUUGUAGCUACUUUGAUUUGUUUUCAAUAUAUUUGUUAAAACUUUGUUUGUUGCUUUAUUUAGAUUUGACCGCGCUAAUUUUUCGCAAGUAAUAAUUGCUUUUAAGUUAUUUUUGUAUUUAUUAUUAUAGUUCUAGUCUAAUGUCGAUAUUAUUGUAAAACACAGUGGCAGUUCAAUAAAAAUAAGUAAAUUCUCUGAUUGAUCAAUUUCA